Messenger RNA from Schistosoma guineensis, 2334 nucleotides. The record is from the annotation of a GenBank genome assembly. Lineage: Eukaryota; Metazoa; Platyhelminthes; Trematoda; Strigeidida; Schistosomatidae.
AUGGUGAAUUACAGUAUUGUUUUCGCCAUUGUGGAUCCCUGUAUCUUAUGUCAGUCAAAUUCAGAGAAAUACAAUAAAUUCGCUUUGGCUGAAUUACUUACAAUACCAAUCCAACGCGUUUUGAAAUAUCAUCUUCUGUUAGAGCAUCUAUGUAAACUCACUCCAGCUGAUCACUAUGAUCGUCCUGAUCUAACUGUAGCUCACGAAGCUAUGCGUGAAGUUGCAUUAUCUAUCAACGAUGUUAAACGAGAUCUUGACACGAUUAGCUCGAUUGAUCAAAUUCAAUCCAGUUUACUUGAAAUAAUGCUGCCUCCAGAUAAAAGGUUAUCAAGUUAUGGGCACUUGCAUAUGGAUGGAGAAGUGAAAGUUCUUUCUGAAUCAGAAAGCAAAGCGAAAACUAGAUAUUUAUUUUUAUUCGAUAAAAUAUUGAUUGUAUGCAAACCGAAGGGUGAUAGUUUUACAUUUAUGUUCGCUUAUCAUGUUGUAAAUGGCCAAUUCCAACGAGUUACUUUAUCAAAUAAAAAGGGAUAUUCCUAUGGAUUUACUUUACCAAUUUUGGGUGAUAGAGAUUCGCCAAAUCUUACUUUCUUUACAAAAUCCGAAGAAUUACGUACAGCUUGGAUGAAAGCUGUAAUGGCUGCAUUGUCUAAUCUUUGUCCACCUGGAGCGAAAGACCGAGGUUACAACUUUGAAAUGUUCACAUUUAAACAACCUACUUAUUGUUGUAUCUGUAAUAAAUUAAUCACAGGAAUGUUCUUUCAAGGUUAUCGUUGUCGAGAAACAAAUCGAGCUGCACAUAAAAGUUGUCUUGCCAAUCAUAAUCUUCCACUGCGUGGUAUGGCUAAUCCACAUAUUAAUGGAGUUCCUCCAAGUGCCCCACCGCCAUUACCUCCACAGAUCAAUACAGUACGUAGUCGACGUUCUCAUGUAACGAUGGGAAGUGUGCCAUGUACACCUGGAAACAACUCAUUAUCUAAUUCAGAAUCAUUUGACUUCUCACAGUUAACUGAUACAUUAUCUUCUGUGAACCACUGGCUUGCAACUGAUCAUAACAAUCUGUCGAAUGUCACUUUACAACGUAAUCGACGUAUAUCUUCAGGUUUACCUACAUCAAGUAUUCCUCCAGUGAAUCCAACUUUUGCUAUAGCACGAAAAGCAUAUGAUGGUGAUCCUCUCCCACCAUCAGGUAGUCAUCCUUUGAGAUUAUCAAUUGGAGAUCAAGUUGAAUUGAUCAAAUGGACUGAAGGCUCAUCAUGGUGGCAGGGUUAUUGUGAUGGGUCUGAAGGUUGGUUCCCUGCUAAUCUCGUUGAAAUGGUGGUGAAUAAUAAAAUGAAUAAACCAAGCAGUACAAGAUUUUCUCAUCAAGUAUCUUCAUCGUCUAGUUCUGAUCGAACAACAGUUUUUAAUAAUAAUAAUAAUUCUUCAGUUCAGAAACCUUUCUUUUUACCAAAUGAAACGUCUCCAUCCAAUUUACCUUUAUGUACAAUAGCAAAUAAAACUUUAAAUAACAGUCUAUCGCCUAUCGUCGGUAAUAAUUAUAAUAAUAUUCCUAGUCCUCCUUGCUCAUCAUUAACAUCUCUUAUCCCAGUGAAUAUGAAUAUAAAUAAUUCAUAUCCUCCAUUAAUGUUUCGACGUUUGAAAAAGCGUAGUUUAUCAGCUUUGGAAAUUCCCGAAUUAUCUCAGUGUAUUGAUUUAGUUCCAUCAGUAUUGUCAACUACACAAACUGCAACAGUUAGUGCAACAGUCACCUCGAGAUUUGAAAAUUUUCCAACAGAUCUAAUGAUGGACCAUUCACAUUACUUUCUGUCGACUUUUCCCUGGUAUGUUGGUGAAAUGGACAGACUUGAAGCUGUUAAUUUAUUAAGUAAUUGUAUUGACGGUACAUUUCUUGUACGUCUGUCUAAAAGUGCUGAAAGAAUGGGAGAAUAUUCACUAUCUGUUGUAUACGGCCAUCCACGGCAUAUUCGUAUACAGCGUUUUUCAUCAUCUGAUAAUUCUUGUAUUACAUAUGGUCUUUGUGAAUUAGAACAAUUCCCAAAUAUACCGUGCGUAAUUGACAACUACUCCAAAGUGUCGUUAAAUCGGUGCUUCGAUGAAGUUGACAUCACAUUACUUUAUCCCUACCAGAAGUGUCCUUCAUCACCAUUGUUCUAUGUUCGUGCAAAUUUCGAUUUUCAUGAUACGUCUAAUAGUCGUUUCUUGAAUUUGAAAGGAGGUGAUCGAAUUGCUGUAGUUAGUCGUGCAGCUGAAGACAGAGGCUGGUGGAAGGGAUGGUUAAAUGGUCGUAUUGGAUUCUUCCCCAUGUCUUUUGUGACAAGAGAGCUAUCUGGAUGA